GAGCCAGGGUUCCAUGCUGCUGGAGAUCUCAUCAUUGGGGGGAUUUUCCCAAUGCACUACAGAGUGGAGCCACCAGACCAGAACUUUACUCACAAACCAGCUAUUGUACAAUGUCAUGGAUUUGACCCCAGAUCUUUCCGCUGGGCCCAGACCAUGAGGCUGGCUGUUGAAGAGAUCAACCAGAGUCAGAACCUGCUGCCGAACCACACAGUGGGAUAUAAGAUCUAUGACUCCUGCACAACUCCUGUGACAGCACAGGGGGCGGUUCUGGCAGUUUUGAAUGGACCUGGUAAAGUCAAUGAAUCUCUGUGUUCUGGUGCAUCUCCUCUUUUGGCCGUGGUUGGAGAAUCUGGAUCUGCACAGUCCAUUGUUCUCUCCAGGUCUCUGCAGCCCUUCAGUAUUCCAAUGAUCAGUUAUUUUUCAACAUGCUCAUGUCUCAGCGACAGGAAAAAAUUCCCAACAUUUUUCAGAGUUGUCCCUAAUGAUGACUACCAGGUUAAAGCCAUCGCUCGCCUUCUGCAGCAGUUUGGAUGGACGUGGGUUGGUGUGGUCCUCGAGGAUCAUGACUAUGGCAAGUUUGCUCUCCAGGGUCUCAUGAAAGAAAUCAAAAACACAGGUGUGUGCUUGGCCUACCACGAAAUGAUCCCCAAAGUGUACAGCCGAGAGAGAAUCCUUGACAUCCUUGAUGUGAUGAAACACUCCACUGCAAGGGUUGUGGUGGUGUUUUCUGUUGAGGGGGAGCUCUACCCGUUAUUGAGAGAAUAUAUGAAUCAGAACAUCACUGGGAUUCAGUGGAUCGCCAGUGAAGCCUGGGUAACAGCCUCCCUGUUCACGGGAAGUGAGUUUUACCCAUUUUUGGGUGGCACCAUAGGAUUCGCCAUCCGUAAAGGGAAGAUUCCUGGACUCAGAAACUACCUGAUGAGUGUGGACCCUCUGAGGUACCCCAGUAACCCCCUGGUGCAUGAGCUGUGGGGUGCUUUGUAUGGUUGCUCUCUCUACACCUCCAACAGCACGACCCAGGUCUCCUCCCAGCUGCCCCCCUGCUCAGGACAAGAGCCCCUGCAAGAGAAGCACUCUGCUUACCUAAACACUUCUAGCCCUCGUGUAGCCUACAAUGUGUACAAAGCUGUGUACGCCAUUGCUCACGCCCUGCACAGCCUCAUCAGCUGUGAGCCUGGGAAAGGACCCUUCCAAAACUCCUCAUGUGCUGAUGCCACAAACAUUCAUCCAUGGCAGCUUCAGCACUAUCUUCAGGAGGUCUCCUUCACCAUUUCUGGAGAAGAGGUGAACUUUGAUGAAAAUGGGGAUAUUGUUCCAUCUUAUGAUCUGAUCAACUGGCAAAGAGGUGCAGCUGGAAAUAUUGAAUUUGUCACUGUUGGAAUGUUUGAUGGUGCAAAGGAGGCUGGGAAGGAGCUCUUCAUCCAGGAGGAUGCGAUCGUGUGGGCGGGCCAUCAGAGUGAGGUGCUGGUGUCUGUGUGCAGUAACAGCUGUGCUCCAGGAAGCAGGAAGGCAGUCCGUCGUGGGGAGCCUCUUUGCUGCUUUGAUUGUGUACCAUGUGACAGCGGGAAGAUUAGUAAUAAGACAGAUUCAAUAGAUUGCUCACCCUGUCCUGAAGAUUUCUGGUCCAAUGUGGCCAGAACAGAAUGCAUACCCAAAGCAGUUGAAUACCUCACCCAUGAUGCAAUGGGGCUGACCUUGACUGUUAUAGCUGUAGUAGGAGCCUGCCUCACUAUUGCUGUUCUGGCAGUGUUCCUCUACCACAGAAACACUCCAAUUGUCAGAGUCAAUAACUCAGAGCUGAGCUUCUUCAUCCUGCUCUCUCUGAUCCUGUGCUUCCUGUGUGCGCUGCUGUUCAUUGGAGAGCCCACACCAUGGUCCUGCAUGCUGCGCCAUACUGCCUUCAGCAUCACUUUCUCCCUCUGCAUCUCCUGUAUCCUGGGGAAGACUCUGGUAGUUCUGGCUGCCUUCACAGCCACCAGGCCAGGAAACAACAUCAUGAAGUGGCUGGGACCCAAACAGCAGAGGGUCAUCAUCUCUGCCUGCACCUUUGUACAAGUGAUAAUCUGUGCAGUGUGGCUGAUCACUGCCCCUCCAUUCCCCUACAAAAACACCCAGUACCAAAGGUCCAGAAUAAUCCUGGAGUGCAGUGUAGGUUCUGACCGAGCCUUCUGGUGUGUUUUGGGAUACAUUGGGUUUCUGGCUGCUCUGUGCUUUGUCCUGGCAUUUUUGGCUAGGAAGCUCCCAGGCAAUUUUAAUGAGGCCAAGUACAUCACCUUCAGUAUGUUGAUCUUCUGUGCUGUGUGGCUGGCUUUUAUACCAGCUUAUGUCAGCUCACCUGGAAAGUUCACAGUAGCUGUGGAGAUCUUUGCAAUUCUCGCAUCUAGUUUUGGUCUGCUACUGUGCUUAUUUGCUCCAAAGUGUUAUAUAAUUUUACUGAAGCCCCAGAAAAAUACCAAACAACAUCUCAUGGGAAAAGUGGUUACCAAAUAA
Molecule: messenger RNA, 2490 nt
Organism: Megalops cyprinoides (Indo-Pacific tarpon)
Lineage: Eukaryota; Metazoa; Chordata; Actinopteri; Elopiformes; Megalopidae
Product: extracellular calcium-sensing receptor-like
Exons: 6
Coding region: 52-2490 (812 amino acids)
Biological process (GO): G protein-coupled receptor signaling pathway
Cellular component (GO): membrane
Molecular function (GO): G protein-coupled receptor activity
Source: RefSeq, a predicted model, not a curated record